Molecule: messenger RNA, 917 nt
Organism: Amblyraja radiata (thorny skate)
Lineage: Eukaryota; Metazoa; Chordata; Chondrichthyes; Rajiformes; Rajidae
Gene: capslb
Product: calcyphosine-like b
Exons: 6
Coding region: 148-774 (208 amino acids)
Molecular function (GO): calcium ion binding
Source: RefSeq, a predicted model, not a curated record
ACCAUUCAGCGGCGGGGUGCGGUGACGAGGCGACGGGGGGAGACCAAUAGGACUCGGCGGGGCGGGACCAACGGCAGCUGCAGACACAGAGAGACAGAGACACAGAGGGCAGACCAGAGGGGAUUAUUUUGGGUACGGAGCGUGACUAUGGCGGGGACGGCGAGGCAUGACCGUGAGAUGGCAAUGGAUGCCAAGAAGAAGCUGCAGCAGUGCUCGGACCCCAUCGAGAAACUCCGAUUGCAGUGCCUGUCCCGGGGCUCUGCUGGCAUCAAGGGGCUGGGCAGGGUGUUCCACAUCAUGGACGAUGACCGGAGCCGCACGCUGGACUACAAGGAGUUUGUGAAGGGUCUGAAUGACUAUGGUGUGCUGCUGGAGAAGGAGGACGUGGAAGCUGCCUUCAAACGCUUCGACAAGGACGCCAGUGGGACCAUCGACUACGACGAGUUUCUCCUAACCUUGCGGCCUGCAAUGUCCAAUGCCAGAAAGGAGAUCAUUGCGCAGGCCUUCCGCAAGCUGGACAAGACGGGGGACGGUGUGAUCACCAUUGAGGACCUGCGUGGAGUCUACAAUGCCAAGCACCAUCCCAAGUACCAGAACGGAGAGAUGACCGAAGAGCAGAUCUUCCGAAUAUUCCUCGACAACUUCGACUCGCCCAACGAGAAGGACGGGAUUGUGACGAUGGAGGAGUUUCUAAAUUACUACGCGGGGGUCAGUGCAUCCAUCGACACCGAUGUCUACUUCAUCGUCAUGAUGAGAAAUGCCUGGAAACUGUGAGGGGCGCCGCAGGGCCGGGGGGUGACCAGAUUUGAGUUUAUAAAUUACUACUCUGGAGUGAGUGCCUCGAUCGACCUUGAUGCCUACUUCAUCCUGAUGAUGCAAUCGAGCUGGCGCCUCUGAUGGUUCACGGGUGGCGAGAG